Oldenlandia corymbosa var. corymbosa is the source of this 4478-nucleotide messenger RNA. The record is from the annotation of a GenBank genome assembly. Lineage: Eukaryota; Viridiplantae; Streptophyta; Magnoliopsida; Gentianales; Rubiaceae.
ACCUUUGUAUCUGAUAUGCAAACUUAUUGUCUAGAAACUGACUAGUGAUGUUUGGGGCUAAUUCUGAGUGCAUCAUGGAAUUGCCACAUAAUGAAUCAAAUUUGCUACUUAGGAUGGGUGAUCGGGUAACCAGUGAUGUUGUUGUGAGGCUCAGAACAGAGGAGGGCCGUGAUGAUUGGGUAUAUUGUCAUUCACAGGUUCUAGUAAACAAGAGCAAAUAUUUUGCAGAACGAUUAUCCGACAGUUGGCCAACAUGCCAAAUUCUUGACUCCCGCAACUGUGUUGAGGUAUACUGUGAAGAAUCUGAUUUUGAUUCCCACGUCAACAUCCUUCGACUCUUCUAUGUUCCAAUAGAUGGUUCAGUGACGGACAUGUGGCAUGGUGUUAGAAAUGCAAUUGGUAUUCUAAAAGUAGCUUGCAAGCUGGGGUGCCCUGAAAUCAUUACCAUAUGUGUCGAAUACUUGGAAGCAGUCCCUUGGGAAGAAUCAGAGGAGGAAGAGAUUCUGAAAAUUAUACCUGGGCUGGGAUCAUCAGUGGAACCAAUACUUGCACGCCUCCAGCCAGUUGACCAUAGCGCUAUACUCAAGAUUUUCCUAUCUGCUCUUCAAUUGGCCACUUCGUCACCCCCUCGCCAAAUGACUGAUCUGAAAACCUCAGCCCAGGAACAGCUGGAGUACAUGCUAACUGAGGAUGAUGAUGCUCCUAUAUUGGUAGCUGAUGACAAAAUAAAGAUAGAGGUGCUACAAUCUGUGAAGAGAAUUUUCACAAGGUUUAAGAAGCUUGUAGAGUCUUUGCUUUGUGAUCAACAGGAGUCCGUUUCUAAGGCAGACGAAAUCCAACUUUUUCAUUUACACUUGGCAGAUUUGUUAUGGUCUUGUCAAAUAUUGGCCAAGUUGGAGUGUGUGAAAGAUUUUGUUUACAACUGGAUGGAGCUCUCAGAAAGUACCAUCAAAGUUGUAGAGUUAGCAAAUCCAGCAUUGGAAACUAAGUUAAAAGUUCUAGAGAUAACAGCCAAAGUUAUAGAAGCUAUUGGAUAUGGCACCGUUGUCCUUCCUGCUACAAAGCGCUUUCAGAUGUUGAAGGUUUGGCUUCCAUUUGCUAGGCUGAUGAAGCCUUUGACUGAUAGUGUUAUCACUGAUGACGACAAUCAUCUUAUGGUAAAAGGUGACAGUGAAAUAUGGCAAUCCUUGGAAUCCGCUUUUGUCUCCUUAAUUCUUACAUUGCCAUCGGCUGAUCAGGCUGAAAUUUUAACAGAAUGGCUGAGUUGUGAGCAUGUUCGGUAUCCCGAUUUAACUGAGGCUUUCGAAGUGUGGUGUUACAGAUCCAAGGUGGCCAAGAGAAGGCUUGCAUUGGUUGUUGAUGAAAAUGGUACAACUGACAUGACAUAGAUAGUUCUCCAAAAAGUUCGCCUCUGUGUGUUGCUGAUAACCGUAGCCUGUAGUUCCGUAGGUAUAAGCAACCGAUUUUAUUUUUUUUUUGCCGUUUUCUAAUUGCUUGAAGCAAAUUGGAAAAUGCGUCGAGAUGUAUAGCUCUGUGAAUUGCUUGUUAAUGCCCGACUUGUCUCCAUCUCAGGUUAAUGCCAAAACAAUUGCAUGGUUUUCAUGUGGUAAUUUCAUCUCAUCUAAACACUCAAUAGUUUCUCUAUUCACUAUUACCGCUAUACGUUUUCAUGUUUUGUUCGGGUUAAUCUAGCAUGAUUUGCUAACACUGUCGUUAUUAAGGGUAUACAAGGUGCUACUUCGACUUUUUUUCGUCUAUGCUACCCAGAGAGGCUGUGCAUUGCGUCUGUAUUCCUGAUCUUCUAGUUUUUGUUUCUAUUUUCGUUUUACUGUUCUGCAACUUCUUGGCAGUGAUAAAAGGGUUAAAAAAAAGUAUCUUGCUAAUUACAGGUACAACAACUGUGGUUAGAGAAAUCGGACCUCAACCACUGAAGUACCGAAAUCAUGACAGUGAUAAAGAAUCGAACCUUUGACUAAUGAAGUGAGCAAACUAAUCUUUGUUAUCUGUUGGAAUAGGUAACUAUGGCAUGCCUUGUAAAGAGCAUUUUCGAGGAAUUAUGUUGCCAUGGCCCCUGAUGAAGAUGCCUUGCACUAAAGCCAAAGGACAAAGGGCAAACGGACAGACAAUCACCGUCGGUGAGGUUUACAUCAAUUGAUCAAUCCAUACAUAGCAUCUGAGACGAAGAAUCGUUUUUUCUAGGAUAAGUUGAUAAGGCCUAAAGACUCUUUACGACUUAAAAACCUCGGUGGUCCUUAAGCAGUCGAAAAACUUUUGACACUGAUGCUCAAAAAAGCCAGUGAAGUGUUUGAAUGGGGCAAGCAAUCAUCCAUUUAUAGUAGAUCCACCAUAUUUUAGUAUAAUAUUUAUAUCAGACCUGCAUUUUACACGCAUAGGUAAUCUCCGCUUUUGGUUUACUUCCUUUUCGGUUGAUCCAUGGUCCUGCAACAACAAUGGGUCUUCCUUACAUUGUCUUUAUUAUACUUUUGUUCUGUACUUUUAGCUAGGAGUGUGGAUUCCUUUUCCCCUUUGUUAUUCCUGCAACUUGCAAGCUAAGACUUCCAUUGUCAGGAUCCUUUUGUAUUUUUUCAAUGAGGAGCAUACAAUCAUAUCAGAGAAGAAAAUGAGAACUGUUAAUAGAUGUAGUAAUUAUACUCGCCAUUAUUUUUCUAUACCACCCAAAAAUAACUAGUUCCCAAUACACUAUAACAAUCGUCUAUCUUAUCUAACAGCGACAAAAUUAAUAUACAAUCUUCUUCAACCAUGACAUCUAAAUGAAAAAACCUAUGCUGUCUAAGUACUUUAGGAAAAAGUGGACAGUAUAGACCUAUACUAUACUAUGGAGUAAAAUAUGUUUGAUUUGUUUUUACACUAUAUUAUAUGGGAUUCCCUUCUUGUAGUAUUAAGAGAUAGCCUGAUAUCAUCAGCAUUUGAGACCAUGCCUGUGUGUUCUCACCAUUGCUCUAUGAUGACCUAUUCAGGUUACAAAGUCUGGCAACAAUUGGGCGGCGAACCUUUUUCGGUUCUGAAUGUUGAUGGUUUCGUAAACACUAGUCGAGUGACUAGAUGUAGGGGUGUUUAAGCUGCCAUACUCGUCUGCUUCGCCGAUUUCAACUCCUCUGCCCAAUUGUAUGUUUUGGUUAGGGAGGAAACUCUGAUGAGCUCCUGAAAUCGAGAGAUUUUCACAAUGGGGUAGUCCCAAAGUCAGGGACACCCCAUUCCCUGAAUAUGGCCCUGGAAAUUGCUCUGCGCUAAACCUGCCAAUAUCAGCGAUUGGGUAUGUACCGAAACCUCCAAUGAAGUUUGUUGGUGCUCCCAGCAAUGAGAACCCGUCCCUGCUCUGCCUCUCGGCGCCGAAUUUAAUCGGCAGGUGGUCAUUGUUUGAGUCAUUGUGCUUUGCAUCCAUACUCAAUGACGGAACACUGUUCGGGGAAUGCAACAUCUCGACGCCUCCUCGAAGCUUCUUUGGACUUCCUUGUGUCAUACUAUCCAUUUCAGGGGAUCCAAUGAGGUUGAAAGCUGGCUGGUUGUGAAUGUUUAAUCCAGUCGGGGAAGUAGAAGGGGAAACUGAAACAGGACUCGCGCUGAUGUUUUGGUUUGUGAAGUGGUCCUGUUUUGUUAUGAAACCUUUGUUGUUUUGAUUCUCCAAGAUGGAAGUCUUAUCUUCAAGAGGAUUGGAUUUGGACCCUGAAUCUUCAUUCUGUUCGCUUUUGCUCAUCUUGUCCUCGGACCCAUUCUUUUCAUUCUCCUUAAUCUCCUCCAUGUACAUUUCUUCCACCAUCGGCUUCCAAAGUCGAACUCGGGCAUUGAUGAACCAAUUGGAUACCUGAAUCAUGAUUAUUAAACCACACCCAGAUGAAAAUUUGUCCAAUUCACAAUUCAGGAAUACCAAUACAAUGUUUAACUAUAAAGAUUGCAACUUUCUAAGUACCUGGCUCCUAGUAAGCCCUGUCUGCUUUGCAAGCAUGAGUUUGUCGGAAUCCUUGGGAUAACUGCAUGUCAUUUUAAAGUUAUUUAGUACGAAAUUCUUCCAAAAUGAGAUCGAUUCAACAUCUUGCCGAAUACUAGUAAUAGAGAAAGAAUUUGGGGGUGUGGGGAAGAACGUACGGAUGGAGGAAGUGCUCAAAGAGCCAAGCACGAAGAACUGAAACAGAGCGCUCAGGCAGACCUCUUUGGGGUCUCCAAGCAUUAUGCUGGAUCAUACCCAAUUGCUGAAGAGCCCUUUGUUGCCUUAGCUGAUUAUCAACAAAUUUAAGCCUGGAGCCCUCAAUUUUGGCUCCCAGAUUAUCUUCCUCGCCCAAGCUCUUGCUGGCAGCUCGAAUCUGGCCUAAAAUAGCAUCUUUGAGGCACCGGAACUGCUUUGAAAUGGUUUGCAAAGCCAGGGCAGUGUAAGUCUUUGCGGACCCGAUUCCGGCUGCUUGCUCAAACCAAGAAAUCACGAUUUGCAUUUGAUGAUGGUACUGCCUGUAUCUCUGCUCCAC